Molecule: messenger RNA, 4683 nt
Organism: Didymodactylos carnosus
Lineage: Eukaryota; Metazoa; Rotifera; Eurotatoria; Philodinida; Philodinidae
Source: the annotation of a GenBank genome assembly
AUGGCAACAGUAACGUCCACACCAAAUUCUAACCAUACGAUUUUAAAUGAAUACAGUCAUCAACAAACACCGUUGAAUAACUAUUCAAAACUACCUCUCGAUUAUUCAUUAUCAUCACCUUCGUCUACCUUAUCACCCGCUUCAACCGUUUCAAGUAGCAAUACAACAAACAAUGCUUCAAUAUCGUUGAAUUCAUCACCCGAUAAAUCUCAACUACUAAAUGAUUCUAUUAUUCAAGAACAACAACGUUUAAUCGACUAUUUUGUCGUUUGUGGACUAGAUAAACAAGCCGAUUUGAAACCGUGUGAACUAGCCACAGCAUCAACUAUAGAAGAUGGUAAUAUCUUACUUAGUCCGCUACAAAAUUCUUAUCGUUGUGAAGUAUUAGCUCAUUAUCCGAAAGAUGUAGCAAAUAAUUCAUUUGAUGAUGAAGCUAUUAUUAGAUUGUCGAUGCCUCAUGGUCUUACAUUUAAAACUCACCCAGAAGAAACUCAAACUCAUCCAUUUCUGAUUACUCGUCUGGAUGGCCAACGUUAUUAUGGUAUGGCAUUAACCUUUUAUGAAAAAAUCGAUGAUACAUCUCCUAUAUGUGUUCAAAUGGAACAAUUACAAAAUGAUUUUAAUCAACAAUUAGAACAAUCAUCGGUUAAUAAAGAACAUCAUUCACAUCAUAGUCGAACAUCUUUACUAUCUACAUCUAUGUAUUCAUCUUCGCCAUCUACAUCUUCACCAACGAAAAUCAUGUCAUUAUCAUCAAUCAGUUCAGAUUAUUCAUCAUUUCAACGUUUUACAAAAUCAAAUUCAAAGCGUCAACAAUUAUUACAUUAUAGUCGUCUAUCAGAUACUCUUUAUGGAACAAAAACUAUUUGUUUAAUAUCACAAUAUUCGUUUUAUACAGCUUAUCGUAAAAUUUUGGAAAUACUUUAUCGUAUGGAGUCAGAUUUUGAUCUACUUGGAUUACCUUUGGAAUCUCAUUUAUAUAAUCUCCUAUCUGAUGUCUAUUUACCACCACCUGGUCACAUUAUGAAAUUUUAUGUUGGAGAAAAAAUUCUAUCAAUUUAUCGUCCACAAGAAAAAGAAUUACCAUUACUCGAUUUUAGUCUUCUAGAAUUUUUUCAAUUAUUAGGUGUGACAAAUGUUGUCGAUUUAUUUACAUGUGCAUUAUUAGAACAUCAAAUUAUAUUAAAAUCAUAUGAUUAUUCUCGUUUGAUGUUGGUUGCCGAAUGUUUAACAAGUUUAUUUUUUCCAUUUACGUGGACAUUGUUAUAUGUACCCAUAGUAUUUACAGCUGCAUUAGUCUGCAUUGAUGUCCCCGUACCAGCUAUCAUGGGAUUGAAAAUUGAUGAUAAUGAAGAAAUAACAUUUGAAGUACAGAGAUGUGUUGUGAAUAUUGAUACAGGCAGUAUCCAAUUACCCGAAGAUACUCCAUUGUUUCCUGAUCGUAAUAAAUUUAUUCAAGAAUUAAGUAAUAUUCUUUCACGUUUUGAAUCACAACAGUCACAGUCGAUAAAUGCCACUAAUUCGUCUUCAAAAUCAAUCGGCCAUUCAUCUCGUCUCUCAAACUAUGAUCGAUUAGUAAAUGAUGAUUGGCACAUGAUCUCAUCAUUUGAUCAAGGAGACGAUGAUAAUGAAAAUGAAAAUAAUAAUCAUUUAGAUGAACCAAGUCAAGCGUUAGCAAGAAUGGCAGCUAUAGCAAAACGAGCAGGAAUUAUUUUAAAUGGUAAUUCAAAUGAUCCCAAUGACGAGUUAUCCUUGUCUCAACGUCCAUCUCUCGAUGAAAAAGAUCAACUAUAUUCUUCUGCUGAUAUUCUACAAAUUCAAUGUAAUUCAUGCCUUCGCGAAUGUUUUCUUAACCGUUUUGCUCAAUUAUUUUCUAAAUUUGAUGAGUUCAUUUGUUAUCCAACGCUCACAACGGAAACGUCAACAAUUAAUGAAUGGUUAGAAAAACGAAAUACUACGAAGAAUUUUGAUCGUACAACAUUUAUUAGUGAACAACCCAAACCCUAUGUGACAUUUCUUCUAGCAUUUAUGGAAACACAAUCGUUUGUAUCGUUUAUUGAUUCAAAGAUCAUUGCCCAAAAGUUUCAACAACAAGAACAAUCGAUUCAUUUAUUUGGACUCACUGAAAAACAUUUACAAAUAUUUUCUGAUCGUAUUAGCUCUUAUCGUUCUCACAUAAAUCCUACAUGUUAUGAACCGUGUUCAUCCAUUCCGGACAUCGAAGAAGAUAUUCGUCGACGUUUUACAAACAUUAAUUCAAAUCUUGUAAUUACUGCUCCAGUAGUUCGUCAACUAUCGUUCUCUAAACCCACACCAUCACGAACACAACAACGCUAUUUAUUUGAAAAUUUAGACUCCACUCUAUUGGAUAAUGUAGCAUUAUCAUCUAUAACGAGAACAUCGUCGAGUUCAAUUCAACAAGGUCGCAAUUCUCGACUAUCAAAAUCAUUUCAUCACACACCGACUAAAAACUCUUCUAGACAUUCGUUGUCAUCACAUCAUGCAAAACUAAAAAAACAGAAUACGCAGGGAAAUGGACCGACAAAAGUUGGUGAACAUGUAGUAGAAACAGAACUGGUCUUUCAACAAUUAUUAAAAGAGUGUACAAUGAAAACAAAACGUAUGGUAUUAGAAAAGAUGAGUGCCGAAGGUGUUAAUUUGGGUAGUCAACGAGAUGAAACAUAUGUUAACUUAGAAGAAAACGUAUUGAUUGGAGGAUUUUGUGAUCUAUUAGAAAGAAUAUGGUCACAUGGAUUACAUCACAAACCGCAAGGCAAAUCGGCACUAUGGAAUCAUUUAAAAUGUUAUUGUAAAUUGAAACAUUAUGAAAUGGCCGAGCUGCCAUCAUAUUCAAAAGAUGAAAAUCCCGCAUUGGUUUGGUGUUUGAUGCGUAAACAUUUAGCACACGGUACCCAUAGGACACCAUCUCCUACUACUCAUCGUUCUCAUACGUUACCUCGAAAUAAAUCAUUGAGUACAACGAAUCGUCAUACGCCCACAUUUACAAUCUCUACCCAUUCACCGUCCAAUAAUCUUCGAAAAAGAAGUCCCUUAACAACUUCAACAUCAAAUUUAUCACCGCAAAUUUCCUCUCAGCAACAGCAACAGGAUGAUUUUUUAAAUCCAUUAUCGUCAGAUAUAAUGCAUGAUGUGAAUCAAAUUGUUGAAAUGCUUUCAACAAUUUCAUCAGAAGUUGGCUGUGCACGAGCAUUUAUACGUUUAUCUUUGGAGAGAAAAUUAUUGAGUGAACAUUUGACAGAAUUAUUUGAACAUACUGAUUUAUUAAAAUCAUUAUACAAACGUGAUUCAUUUUUAAGAGCAGAUGAUGGUGAAGCAAGACAGCAAUUUCUUGCACAUAUUGAAUCAUUAAAAUUAAUCGAUUAUUUCUCAUUUACAAAUUCUUAUUCAGAUAUCAGUGUUAAAUAUCGUGUUCUCAUUGUUCCAUUUCGUGGUUUUCAUGCUCAAUCGACGUCAGCGAAUCCCUAUUUAUCUAUCGAUGGGACAUUAGCGUCAACAAAAACACUACAAAUAUCAAAGAAUACAUUAGAAUUGGUAUUUAAACACAAAAAUCUCGGACAACUAACAACAUUGCGAAUUGGACAUGAUAAUUCGGGAUUAAUGCCCAGAUGGGCUAUUGAAUAUGUUCUUGUUCGAAAUGAUAUUACGGGACAUAUUUACAGAUUUCCUUGUGGUCGUUGGCUCGGUAAAGGUGUCGAUGAUGAUAGUCUUGAACGAAUAUUAUUUGCAGAAUCUGUGCCAUCAUAUAGUGAAUUAUACCAAGGAACAACAUCAAACGGUAAUAAUUUGAAUUAUCAAAGUUUAAAUGGUUCAAAUACGAAUUUAACAGCAAUUCGCUCACGUUCACCGAGUAUACGACGAAUUAGUGAAACAAAUUUCAUGUUAAGUUGGUUGAUGAGUAGAUCAGAGUCUAAUUUAAAUUAUUCAACAGAUGAUUGUCAAACAAAUCAAGCUGAUGACAUUUAUGAAUUAUUAGGAAAAUCAAUUAAUCAAUUAGUAAAAUAUUUUGAUGAAUCAGAGAAAAGACGUGGAAUUGUGACACCAAUAUUAUGUGGUGAAGAUGGUCUUGUGAAUAGUUUAGAAAAAACAUUUUCAUAUGGUAUGAAAAAAAAUGCUUUUCCAUUUGGACGAAAACGUUAUGUUUGGGAUUUUUUAUUGAAAGCUUGUGAUGAAUAUGAAAUGAAACGUUCAGAAUGGCGUAAUAAUAAAAAUAGUCAAGUAGAAAAAUCGAUCAUAUGUUAUAUAAAUGGUGUAAGAUCAAUUGAAAAAGCUCUACAAAAUUUUGGAAAAGAUGGACGAUUUCAAAGUUGGUGUUGUUUAGGAUGCAAGUUACACCUAUUAGCCGAUUGGUUUAAAUUAUUAACAUUAUGUUCCGAUACCUUAAUCAAUUUAUUUUAUGAAUCAAAUUCAAAUUGUUUUCGUCAAGAGAAAAUAAAUCGUUUUAUAUCAAAUAUAUUACAACCAUUAAAAGAAUUUGAUUUUCAAUUAGAACCGGCUCUUCUCAAAGGAACAUCUCAACACAACCCUGAUUUUUGUGAUGAUUUUGUUCGUCCUGAUCGUAUUGAUUAUGAUUAUGAUAAUAAUUUUGGCGAUUCUUUUUAUGAUUCUUUUUAUGCUAGUUAUGCUGCUCACGCUCGUCGUGAUGCUAUUCCUCUUGAUGCUUGA